AUGGAAACACUGACCGCCAGAGUUAAGGGAUAUACUGUUAGGCGGAUUUAUUACGCACGGUCAUGUAUUCGGCGGUCGAAAAUAGUGAAUGAAAUUUUCGACACAGAGAACAGCUUUGUCGAUCAACUCGGUAAAAUUAUCGCAUAUUUCAAACUUCCUAUCGAACAAUCCAAUGGGUCGAUUCUCCCCAAAGUUGUCGCACAUUCUCUAUUCCAUGACAUAGAUAAUUUAAUGACUGCGGCAUGUCGCAAUGCAAACAUUUUUCAAAAGGCUGUCAUUGAUUGGAAAUAUGACUCUUGCUUUGGGAAGGUGAUGUUAAGUUGUAUGCAAAACAUGUUACCGCUCACGGAAUACACACUCCGUUGGGACGUGAUGAAAAAGGAGUUACAAAAUUCAUAUAAAAACAAAGUGUUUCGAGCGUUUGCUGGUGUUCAAUGUUCACCUAAAACGACAAAUGGACUUUCUUUAGAAGACUUAUUAAUCACACCAGUCCAACGUAUAAUGAGAUAUCAAACGUUAUUAAACGAGUUAUUGAAAAACACGCCAAUCAAACAUCCGGACUACUUGUCCCUUGUGAAAGCACAUCAACAAUUUUAUGAUUUGGUGAUAUCAACUAACACUCGAGCAAAGCAACACGACUUACUGAUUCAAAGUGCUUCAAUCAUUUUUGGGAUGGAGAAUUUAAUUCAGCCGUGGAGGUAUUGCUUGUAUUACACAGAAUGCUAUGUCAACGGACUCGAGGUCAGGUGCGAGUGUUUCAUCUUUAACGACAUGAUCGCUUGGAUGGACUCAUUUGUACCGAUUCGCGAUAAAAGUAAGUACAACUACUACUUCAACUUUAGUCCGAAGAAUAUCGUGCUGAUUAAGGAUAUCACCAAACACUUUAACUCUCUCAGGUUCCCUCAUUGUCAUGAUGUCAUCACUAAAGAGAAGCAUCUCAUGUUCUUUUUCUCGUCUAAUGAAGUCUUCGACGCAUGGGUCAAUAUCCUCAAGAUUACGCUCGAGAAGUAG
Molecule: messenger RNA, 1011 nt
Organism: Entamoeba invadens IP1
Lineage: Eukaryota; Evosea; Mastigamoebida; Endamoebidae
Product: Rho/RAC guanine nucleotide exchange factor, putative
Exons: 3
Coding region: 1-1011 (336 amino acids)
Biological process (GO): intracellular signal transduction
Molecular function (GO): guanyl-nucleotide exchange factor activity
Source: RefSeq, a predicted model, not a curated record